UUCGCCACCGUUCCCCACUCUAACUCCUUCGUUGUCUCCUACCUCGUCUCCACCUGCGGCUUCUCCCCGGAAUCCGCCCUCUCCGCCUCCCGCUACCUCCGUUUCCAGAAUUCUCAAGGGCCCGACUCCGUCAUAGCCUUCCUCUCCGCGCAUGGCUUCUCCGUCUCUCAAAUCCACACCAUCGUCAAACGGCAAAGUCGCAUUCUCCUCUGCAACCCCGACAAAGUCCUCCUCCCCAAGUUCCUGUUCCUCCGCUCCAAAGGUGCCUCCUCUGCCGACAUAAUCCACAUGAUCACCACUGGACCCCGAUUCCUCUUAGCAAACCUCAACAGCCACAUUGUCCCCACCUAUCAGUUGGUCAGAAGUUUCGUCGACUCUGACAAGCAAGUCAUCACCUGUCUCAGGCGAAACAUUUCCUUCAUUGCCAACAGUCGCGUUAUAUCUCCCAACGUCCAACUUCUCCUCGAUAAUGGCGUCAAACGCUCCAGCAUCGCUAUGAUGUUCACCAGCUGGCCCUCUAUCUUCUGCUCCUAUAACCUGUCCCACACUAUUUGUGAAUUGGAAGAAAUGGGGUUUGACACUUCCAAAACCUCCUUCCCGUGGCCAUGA
This is a messenger RNA of Vigna angularis (adzuki bean), 609 nucleotides long. RefSeq lists its product as uncharacterized. The annotation marks the transcript as partial. The transcript has a single exon. NCBI's taxonomy places the organism in Eukaryota, Viridiplantae, Streptophyta, Magnoliopsida, Fabales, Fabaceae. Gene Ontology annotation, molecular function: double-stranded DNA binding. Gene Ontology annotation, cellular component: chloroplast. The record is from RefSeq and is a predicted model, not a curated record. Gene Ontology annotation, biological process: chloroplast organization; regulation of DNA-templated transcription.